Molecule: messenger RNA, 489 nt
Organism: Linnemannia hyalina
Lineage: Eukaryota; Fungi; Mortierellomycota; Mortierellomycetes; Mortierellales; Mortierellaceae
Source: the annotation of a GenBank genome assembly
AUGGCCACAACGAACAUCGAGCGACAAGUCGACCAAGCCCGAGACGCCACCCAUGAAACCCCCCAGAUCGUCGCCAGCAAAGCUCAAUCGGCACUGGAGUCUGUCAACCAGAUGGGUAUAGUCCAGCACUAUGUUUUCCCUCCCGCGGGAUACCUCAAGAAUCUAUAUGUCCAAGCUCCCACCAGUGUCAAGAUUGGGGUCGUUGGGUUUGGAGCCAUGUCGGCUUUUCCUUUGGGCUGCUUCAUGGGCUUCAUGGGGUUUGUAGGAUUCGCAAUUUUCAGCUUGGUUUUCCUGCUCCCAGCUUUGGGAGUCUCGCUGCUGGUUGCCUGCGGCGUCGGGUUGGUCAGCAUGGUCGCCUAUGUCGGGUACCUCCUUUCCUGUGCAGUCCUAAGUAUCAUCUGGGGACAUGGUGACUUGCGCAAGGCUAAGCGACAGAUCCGGGAGGCCAAGCAGAGGGCUAAUAAGGGCUGUCGACGAGCCAACGGCUAA